Messenger RNA from Zonotrichia albicollis (white-throated sparrow), 1135 nucleotides. The record is from RefSeq and is a predicted model, not a curated record. Lineage: Eukaryota; Metazoa; Chordata; Aves; Passeriformes; Passerellidae.
CCCCAGCAGUGGCACACGCUGGACCCCGAGCUGGAGGAGAUCCUCAUCCCCAGGAAACUCUCCAUCAGCCCCUUGGAGAGCUGGCUCACCGUCAGGUACUCCCUCCCCAGGGCUCAGCAAGAAACCGGCCAUGAGCAGCCCGAGCCCCUGGAGUGUCCCCCUGCUGCAGGGACGGGGCAGCUGGAGGAAGGAGAGGGGGCUCAGGGUGACAGGGUGCAGUGCAGGAACGUGCUCAAGAUCCGCAGGAGGAAGAUGAACAGGCACAAGUACAAGAAGCUGCUCAAGAGGAGGAAGUUCAUCCGCAGGAGGGUAAAGGAGGGGCGCAAGAGGAAGCGGCAGAUCAAAUUUGAGAAAGAUUUGGAGCGCAUCUGGAAGAAAGCUGGCUUGAAAAGUGCUCCUGCAGGCUGGCAAACCCCCAAGAUCUACCUGAGGAGUUCCAAGCGAUAAAAAAAAACCUCACCUGUCACAAAUGUUAACCUGCAAUUGUAAUUAAAACCAAAAUAUUUAAGUAUGUUGAUGGCAUGUAACCUUUUUCUGAUUGUGAUGGAAAUUGUAGGAAGGAGUUUUCCAAGGAGAAACUUUUCCUCCCCAAAGGAGAGGUGUGAGCUCUUUUUGCUGAAUUUUUGGGGUCCCUCUUUGGGAUGAACCUAAGAAAAAUCAGGUGUAGGAGAAGGGAUCAGUGAAAGAAUUUCCUGUUGUUUAUAAGGCACAAAACUUUGGAAAAGUUCUUUUCUAAAUUGCAUUUUUUCACAGCCUUACUGCAGAAAUGUUGGGGUUUUCCUAAGUGGGAAAUUGGAUCAGAAUUCCAUGGAAUUGACCUGCAGGAGCUUUUGGUGUCUCUUAUGUGGAGCUUUGGGCAUAUUGUGAGCAUCCUCAAAAGGCACAUUUUUCUCUUUGUGUUCUAUUUUGUGCUAAUAAAAAAUGGUUAUUUUUUUGUCUUUUGACUGACCCCUGUCAUGUAAAACAUCCAGAUAUUGGUCAAAGUAGAAGCUCAGAGCUAAUUAUUUAUUAACCACAAAAACUUUUGUGCCUGAGACAAGCCUGAUACAAUCAGCUGCUUUUGCAUGGUUGAAGAGAGUUGUGAAAGCUGUGAAAAAUACAGAUGUUUAAAAUAAACCCUGACAAAGGAUUCUUA